AUGAGCCUGGGUUUAAGUGCCCUGGCGAGCUGGGGGACGACCCGAUCCCGUCUACAACUGGGAAGCAUCACCCUGGACACAGUGUGGGGAGUGUACUGGGAGCAUGGCAGCUCUGGGAUGCCAGCUAUGGAGGCUUCCACAGCUGCCAGGUGUGAGGAGGAGGACGAGGGUGGGAAGGUGGAAUUCGAGAAGCUGCCAGAUGCCAGAGGGAUAUCCCCGAAGAGCAUUGCACUGGGCCCUGAGGAACUCCGCAGCCCUGCAGGUGCGCCCACCGCUGAUGUGGCCUUCGAGGUCUCUGUGCCCCUGGCUCCAAGGAACAUUGUCUUGAGCAAUCCGAAGAAGAGGAAUGCGCUGUCACUUGCAAUGCUGAAAUCGCUCCAAAGUGACAUUCUCCAUGAAGCUGAAAGCAAAGAUCUGAAAGUCAUUAUAAUCUCAGCUGAGGGGCCAGUGUUUUCUUCUGGGCAUGAUUUAAAGGAACUGACAGAGGAGCAAGGACGUGAUUAUCAUGCUGAAAUAUUUCAAACCUGUUCUGAGGUCAUGAUGCUGAUCCGGAACCAUCCCGUCCCAGUCAUUGCCAUGGUCAAUGGCUUGGCCACAGCUGCCGGUUGUCAGCUGGUUGCCAGCUGUGACAUUGCCGUGGCGAGUGACAAGUCCUCUUUUGCCACUCCUGGGGUGAACAUCGGCCUCUUCUGUUCCACCCCUGGGGUUGCCUUGGGGAGAGCAGUGCCUAGAAAGGUUGCCUUAGAGAUGCUUUUUACUGGGGAGCCCAUUUCUGCCCAGGAGGCCUUGCUGCAUGGGCUGCUCAGCAAAGUCGUGCCGGAAGAGCAGCUGGAGGAAGAGACCAUGAGAAUAGCCAGAAAGAUCGCCUCCCUGAGCCGUCCUGUAGUGGCACUGGGUAAGGCCACCUUCUACAAGCAGCUGCCCCAGGACCUUAGAACAGCCUACUACCUCACCUCCCAGACCAUGGUGGACAACCUGGCCCUACCGGAUGGGCAGGAGGGGAUCAAGGCCUUCAUCCAGAAGAGGAAACCCAUCUGGUCACAUUGAGCCGGUAUUCAUGGAGAAGUGGAGGAGGAGGGGGUCCAGCAGGUGGCACUCAGGAAGCCCCCCACCCCUCACCUUUUGCUCCCCACCCACCACCACUGCCUCUGAUUGUAACAGAAGACAGCCUGCUUUUAUAAUAUUAGCACUGAUUGCACAACAUGUGGUCCAUGUUAAAAGCCAUGAUUCCAUAUGGAAAGGAUGAAAUGGAGAGUAAAUAAAAUGAUCAUUACAGUGCAAGGUUGGUGAGCGCCUGUGGUGGGCCAGCUGUGGUAGGAAGCCUGGUAUUUUACAUAUUCCUUCACUGCACCUUACACACGGGACCAUCCUGACAUAGGAGACGGUGACCAGCAACUGAGGCAUGAAAGAAGGAUGCCAACCCCUUAUCAGAGAUGUCCUCUAAGAUGGAGUUAAUUCUGGCUGCUCAAGAGAAGUGAAACAUUUAAAAUCUCCACGAGAUGUUCUCUACCCUGAAAAUCCUCUUGAUCCUAUUGAGAAAUAGUCAUGCCUAUGGCUUUGAAGUAAUCUUAUGUGAUUUAAAUAUGUUGAAUAUUUAUA
Galeopterus variegatus (Sunda flying lemur) is the source of this 1599-nucleotide messenger RNA. RefSeq names its product enoyl CoA hydratase domain containing 3 (gene ECHDC3). The transcript has 8 exons. Gene Ontology annotation, cellular component: mitochondrion. NCBI's taxonomy places the organism in Eukaryota, Metazoa, Chordata, Mammalia, Dermoptera, Cynocephalidae. Gene Ontology annotation, molecular function: hydro-lyase activity. Bases 1 to 1047 code for a protein of 348 amino acids. The record is from RefSeq and is a predicted model, not a curated record.